AUGGCAGUUGUGCGAUGGACUAGCUUCAGCUUUGUCCGUGUUAUUUCCCUGGGACUAAUUGUUCUCCUGGUUUCUGCUCUUUCGCUGGGCCCUUUCUUAGCCUUGAACCAGCUGCCACAAGUCUUUUCCCGACUCUUUCCUUUCAAGAGGGGCCUUUGCCAUGCCUACUGGGCUCCGAACUUCUGGGCUUUGUACAAUGCUUUGGAUAAAGUGCUGUCUGUCAUUGGUUUGGAAUUGAAACUUCUUGAUCCCAGCGAGAUCCCCAGGGCCUCGAUGACGAGUGGUCUGGUUCAGCAGUUCCAGCACACAGUCCUUCCCUCAGUUUCGCCUUUGGCGACCUUCAUCUGCACACUGAUAGCCAUCCUGGGCCCAGAGGCUUUCUCCGAUGCCUGGUUCUUUGUGCCUUGAGUUCCUUCAUGUUUGGUUGGCAUGUCCAUGAAAAAGCCAUUCUCCUUGCGAUUCUCCCAAUGAGGUAAGCAAAGGGCUCAGUGGUGGCAUGUUUCCCACUGU
Molecule: messenger RNA, 510 nt
Organism: Acomys russatus (golden spiny mouse)
Lineage: Eukaryota; Metazoa; Chordata; Mammalia; Rodentia; Muridae
Product: probable dolichyl pyrophosphate Glc1Man9GlcNAc2 alpha-1,3-glucosyltransferase
Exons: 4
Biological process (GO): protein N-linked glycosylation
Cellular component (GO): endoplasmic reticulum membrane
Molecular function (GO): dolichyl pyrophosphate Glc1Man9GlcNAc2 alpha-1,3-glucosyltransferase activity
Source: RefSeq, a predicted model, not a curated record